This is a messenger RNA of Lagenorhynchus albirostris (white-beaked dolphin), 1032 nucleotides long. It is a transcript of the gene MMACHC, whose product is annotated as metabolism of cobalamin associated C. Gene Ontology annotation, molecular function: cyanocobalamin reductase (cyanide-eliminating) (NADP+) activity; demethylase activity; FAD binding. Bases 22 to 864 code for a protein of 280 amino acids. Gene Ontology annotation, biological process: cobalamin metabolic process. The transcript has 4 exons. NCBI's taxonomy places the organism in Eukaryota, Metazoa, Chordata, Mammalia, Artiodactyla, Delphinidae. The record is from RefSeq and is a predicted model, not a curated record. Gene Ontology annotation, cellular component: cytoplasm.
GCUCAGCGUGUAGCGUGCGCUAUGGAGCCGCAAGUAGCAGAGCUGAAGCAGAAGAUUGAGGACACGUUGUGCCCUUUCGGCUUCGAGGUUUACCCCUUCCAGGUGGCAUGGUACAAUGCACUCCUGCCUCCAGCCUUCCACCUGCCCCUGCCAGGACCUACCCUGGCCUUCCUGGUACUCAGCACACCUGCCAUGUUUGACCGGGCCCUCAAGCCCUUCCUGCAGAGCUGCCACCUCCAACCACUGACUGACCCUGUGGACCAGUGUGUGGCAUACCACCUGGGCCGUGUUAGAGAGAGCCUCCCAGAGAUGCAAGUAGAAAUCAUCGCUGACUACGAGGUACACCCAAACCGGCGCCCCAAGAUUCUGGCCCAGACAGCAGCCCAUGUGGCAGGGGCAGCUUAUUACUACCAACGACAGGAUGUGGAGUCUGACCCCUGGGGAACCCAGCACAUAUCAGGUGUGUGUAUACAUCCCAGAUUUGGGGGCUGGUUUGCCAUCCGAGGGGUCGUGCUGCUGCGAGGAAUAGAGGUGCCAGAUCUGCCACCCACAAAGCCCCUCGACUGUGUACCUGCAAGAGCUGACCGGAUCACCCUGCUUGAACGCUUCAACUUCCAUUGGCGUGACUGGACUUACCGGGAUGCUGUACCACCUCAGGAGCGCUACUCAGAAGAGCAGAAGGCCUACUUUUCCACUCCGCCUGCCCAACGCUUGGCCUUACUGGGCUUGGCCCAGACCUCAGAGGAGCCUAGCUCUACAUCCCAAGAGCUUCAUUUCACCACAUUCAUCCCCAGGAAGCCUCAGAAUCCCAGCAGAGGCUGGCUCAGCCCCAGGGUCUCACCACCUGCAUCCUCUGGCCCUUGAUACCCUCCCCUCCCCUGUGGGAUCCUCAUUUAUGACAGUUGCACCUGCUGGGACUUAUUUGGCUAGACAAGAUUUUAUUGGGUACAAGAUGAUCAUUUUUGAUAAAGAAUUAUAGUAGAGAUAUUAAAUGAAGAUAACAAGGCUUAAAGAAGUUUGGUCAAAAGACCA